CUCUGAUGCACAACUGUGUCCUGGAACAAAUGCACUUCUUUCUCAGCUAUGCUUGACACCAGCAGCUCCCAGAAACUCUUGAUGAAAACAGGACUCAUCCUGAUUGUCAUUGGUCACCUGAACUUCAUUGCGGGAGCCUUGGUCAACGGGACGGUCUUGCGCCACAUUGCCAACCCUCAAGAUAGUAUUUCGCUGCAGUAUGCCAUCUCUAACAUCGUCUCGGCCGUCUCGGCCAUCUUGACGAUAUCCUGUGGAAUAGCAGCCAUUGUGCUUUCCAGAUACCUGUCCCAAAAACCUCUGGGAUGGGCUGUUUUCUCCCUCAGCAUCAGCAGCACCCUCCUCUCACUCUUCUGCCUGGUGGGGCUGGCGGUGGCCAUUGGCCUGACCUUCGCCAACAAGGGCCAGGCCCUCCUGUCCCUGUGCACCUUUGCUGACAUGGAGGUCAUUCAGAUUGCCCAGGAGUGCCCCUUCGAUCCCACUCGGAUCUAUAGUUCUGCCCUGGUCCUCUGGGGGAUCUCCUUUCUCUUGGACUCUGUGGAGAUCAUCUUCAGCAUCCGCUGCUUUCUGAUCACUCUCGCGGUCCUGAAGUUGAAGCUUUGUCGCAGGGGGAAGCGCAAGAAAAAGGUCUCGCUGAGGUUCAUCACCCCGGAGAGCAGAGACUCCUGCGAGGGACGGGAUCUGCUGAGGAUGGAGCGCUUGGGCGCUGUGCAGCUGUAGAGGCCAAACUUGGCGCUCAGGAGACCCUGGCAGGCCAAACCCUCACAAGCUCUUCGGUGGCACCUUUCCCACUGACCCUGGUCAGUUUCACCAUCUGACUUCACUGACCGCCGGGAGGGCUGGAGCCUGCCAGGCGAAAUGCUGAGGUCUGCUUCUUCU
This is a messenger RNA of Protobothrops mucrosquamatus (brown spotted pit viper), 876 nucleotides long. RefSeq names its product transmembrane protein 54 (gene TMEM54). The transcript is spliced from 5 exons. Lineage: Eukaryota; Metazoa; Chordata; Lepidosauria; Squamata; Viperidae. Bases 49 to 717 code for a protein of 222 amino acids. The record is from RefSeq and is a predicted model, not a curated record.